AUGGUGUUUCUUCAAGAAAACACACUAUUUAGGAUAUUAUUCAUUAUUGUUAUACCAAUUAUCAUAAUCAUAUGCCUGCUGCAUCCAAACGGGAAGGAAAGCUUGCAAAUGCUAGGAUAUCAAUAUUAUAAUUCUAAUUAUGGAGCCCAAGUGGUUAACCGAAAGGAAGAUUUAUUGAAGACCGAUAUAACAACGAAAUUAAGAUUUAAAAAUUGGUCUCAAUCACCAUUGAAUGAUCGAAUUAGAAAUCAAGAAUUUGUCAAGGAUAAAUUGACUGGAUACAUAUCUAAUUUGAACUUAGAGAAGCAUCAUUCAAAAUUUGCUUCGGGUGGAUCGCAUAGUCAUCGUCAAUUAGGUGGGAAAAAUGAAGCAGAAUUUCAUAAGGAUUACGAUUCAUUAGUGAAAUGUGAAGAUUUACAAUACGUUAACACAGUGGAGCAUUCUGAAUGGAAUAAAGUUUUAGAUGAUGAUUUAUUGACUUUAAGACGUGAUUUGCUUAAAAAUAACGAUUUUUUGGGAAAAGACAUUACAGAUCCUAGCGAAAAGAAUUGGUCUGAGGAGGAAAUUAUUAAUAAACAUUGGUUUAGGUUUGGAGGGUCUUCAGUAUGGUUAGAUAAAUACGAAUGCCACUUGGUUUUCUCCAGAGUCCUUUAUGCUAGAAAGGGUGUAAGAGAUCAUCCUCACGUUUCCAUGAUCAGAGCUCAAGCAUUUGAUAGAGAUUGGAAUGAAAUAAAGGAAAAAAGAAUUCCCUAUAAUGAUAUUACCCACCCAAAGGAUCUUGAUUUAGAAUUAAAAAAAUUAGAUCAUGAACUAGGCUUAUUUCCUUGUGAUUCAAUCAAGCAUAAUACUGAGGAAUUUGACGCAUGUGUUGUGGAACAUACAAAGAGUAAGAUUGUUACUGAAAAGAGGAAAGAAAAAAUCAUGUCUAGAUAUUUCUUAACUUAUCCCACAGUCCUAGAUAUUAGGUAUAGAGCUGCUGGUGAUUGGCUAGGGCCUGAGGAUCCACAUGUAAUUGUCAGAAAGACAAAAGAUAUUGAAGAGCCAGUGGUCAUUUUUAAUAUGUAUGACGGAGGAGAAGGAGCUAGAAGAGUGUUUUCAUUUAUGCCCAGUAGGAAAAAUACACCAUUAUUGAAAUUUAACAUUAAUGAUUCUGGUCGUAAAUUCAAUAGUUGGGAGAAAAAUUGGACUCCCUUUUUCCAUCAACAUCUUGCCGAAAGUGCGUUUUCCAGAGGCUCCAUUCAUUUCAUUUAUACAUUUUCACCCUUGGAGAUUUUGAAAUGUUCGUUGAAUGAUGGUGUUUGUUCCAUGGUAUUUGAGGCGAAGACUUUGGAUUUAUCAAAGGAUAAUAAAUUUGGUGGUUGGAGAGGCGGUACACAGUAUAUUCCGUUACCUGAAGUGUUACCGCAAGUGAAGAAUAAACAAAUAUGGGUUGGGUUCCCCAAAUUACAUAUUGAUCGUUGUGGAUGUGGUUUAAAAUUUUACCGACCUAUGUUGAGUUUACUUGUGGAAAGUAAUGGUGCAUAUCAUCAAGAGUUGGCCGUCCCGGAUAUUGAUUUUGAUAUGGAUGUUCUAUCAUGGGAUCAAAAGGGGACACAUUGUGGUCAAUUAAAUGUGUUGAGUCCCAAUGCCAUUUCCUAUUGGGAGGUGGCUAGUCAAGCACAUCAUUCUAAGAAAUAUGAGGAUUAUAUGGCUCUUUCUUUCAGUGAAGCGGAUGCUAACACGAGAGUAAUUGUGUUAAGAGGUAUAUUGAAUUAUAUCCUUGAAAUAUAUGAGAAGAAGGCCAUUAUGGAAGAUUUUGAAGUCAGUAGUAAAUCUGAUUUAAUCAUUGGACGAACAUUGAAAUGUGUCGUGCAAAAAGCGAAAGAAGAUUGUAAGGCGUAUGGUAAAUCACAUCCAGAACCAAAGAAGGAUUGA
Naumovozyma castellii is the source of this 1914-nucleotide messenger RNA. RefSeq lists its product as uncharacterized. NCBI's taxonomy places the organism in Eukaryota, Fungi, Ascomycota, Saccharomycetes, Saccharomycetales, Saccharomycetaceae. The transcript has a single exon. The record is from RefSeq and is a predicted model, not a curated record. The coding region runs from base 1 to 1914 and encodes 637 amino acids.